AUGCGCUCUUACUCCGGCUGUUUGACUUGCAAACGUAGGAAGUUGAAAUGCGACGAGUCUAAGCCGGCUUGUUACAAGUGUGUUAAAGCGUCUCGGAGCUGUGUCUAUGGCGAACAAUCUAUAUUCCGGAGCCAGGAGGUUGACUCAACGCCAGAUCGCAAAAGAAGAUGUACUAGCGAUCAGCGAGAGAAGCAGGUUGGCGAGAACAGGGAGCAAACUACCUGGGUAGAUCUUCCGGGUGAAUUCACGUUUGUUCAGGUCGAGGACCCCGGAGAUAUCGAGAGCUCAAGGGUCAUAGAGGCCAGUGAGGCAACUGUGGAUGAUGAAGAAAGUGGCACAGGAAGGGCGAUAGAUGCUGGCGAAGGAUAUGGGGCUCCUGGAUCCCGUCCAGCGUCGCAUUGUGCUCCUGUUGCGACACCUUCCUUUCACCGUACAACGGCUAGUGGUCAACAUACACCGCGGCCGAAUGAUUCGUCUAUCUACUCUAGCAACCAGACAGAGUCUGACUCUUUCGAGAAAGUUCUUGUCGCAUACCUCUUGCGCCAUUUCAAGCAAGGCCCAGGCCAGUGGAUGGAUCUUUUGGACACUACGUCGUACUUUUCAUCCAAAGUGCCUGUCAUCGCGGCAUCAAAAGCUUUAUUGAGAUCCGCGGUUUGUGCCCUCUCUGCAAAGCAUCUAAUGCAUGCCUGUCGAGUCAUGAGCCAAGCUGGUGCGAACCACAGGUUCUUUCCCAGCUAUAUCGGCCUUCCUUCCUCUAAUGAAGAGACAUGGCGAUAUCACUCCGCAAGAUACUACGACCAAGCCCUCGGACAUCUCAAGGUAGCCGUGACAUCAGAAUCGUAUUCUAACAAUUUACCGGACAAGGAGGAAAUGCUUGCGGCCGUCGCGAUCCUCUGUACCUUCGAGCUUAUGGACGCCCCUGGUAGCGCAUGGAAAGCCCAUCUGAGUGCUUUGCCGCUCUUCGAUGAUAGACCAACUUCUGUGUCAGGCCAUUCUUCAGUCGUCAUCCCCCAGACGGCUAUAAAAGGUCCAAUAUUCUGGAGCCUGGCGAGGCAAGACUUGCUAUGUGCCUUUAUAAGCGAGACCGCAACCCGGCUGGACUUGAAAGAUAUGCGUCUUUGGCAGAACGCAGGAUUGGCUACAGACGAGAAUGGAGAGCUUCUACCCUACAGUCCACUAGACGUGAUGGAGAGCCAGAUUUCCUCCGCAUUCGAGGAAGACAUGAAGAGCAACGAGCUCACCUGGAUUCUUGGUAAAAUUGCCAACUUUCUCACUGCAGGGGACGCUUUGGUGCCGGGGAUCAAUGCGUUACCACCCUGCCAACGGCCUCUGAUCGGGCUCAAUCAGGAGCAUCUUUUAGAACGAUGGAACCUGCUGAUGACCGACUUGGAUCGAUGGCACGAUUCUCUUCCUGCAUCCUUCCGUUCGACGGCUCGGACCCGAAGACUGGGCAGUGCAGCUCCAGGUCUUGGGCUGAGCUUUGACACGUUCGAGCAGAUCUGGUUCGACGUGCCACUGUGCGCAGCAACGAUCCAAAGCUAUCAUCAAGCCAAGAUAUUAUUAUUGGCCAACGAACCGCAAGAAUCAACGGCGAUUCGCUCAACCGUCUCAGCACGCCUGAGAUCCUAUCGCCAUGCACUUCGAGAGGUCAUCUAUCAUGCCCGGGAGGUCUGCGGUAUCAGUCUUGCCAAUCCGACAGAUCCGUUCCGGGUCCAUUCCGUCCAGGCCUUGUUCGUGGCAGGGCAGGUCUUCCAGGAGCGUCACGAGCAGGACGCGGUCCUUGAAUUACUCUCUGGAAUCGAAAGGGAUCUUGGAUGGACUACUAGAUAUCAUAUAGCGAAGUUGAAGGAUGAGUGGGCGAGAGGGAGAGAAGGGAAUCACGUUGACCGUGAUACGCAGGGCUAUGAGUCCAACUGGUUUAUCUCCUAG
This is a messenger RNA of Aspergillus melleus, 1929 nucleotides long. Its product is annotated as Zn(II)2Cys6 transcription factor. The record is from RefSeq and is a predicted model, not a curated record. NCBI's taxonomy places the organism in Eukaryota, Fungi, Ascomycota, Eurotiomycetes, Eurotiales, Aspergillaceae. Gene Ontology annotation, cellular component: nucleus. Gene Ontology annotation, molecular function: DNA-binding transcription factor activity, RNA polymerase II-specific; transcription cis-regulatory region binding; zinc ion binding. The transcript is spliced from 5 exons. Gene Ontology annotation, biological process: positive regulation of transcription by RNA polymerase II. Bases 1 to 1929 code for a protein of 642 amino acids.